Messenger RNA from Chrysochloris asiatica (Cape golden mole), 2133 nucleotides. It is a transcript of the gene CNKSR1, whose product is annotated as connector enhancer of kinase suppressor of Ras 1. Gene Ontology annotation, molecular function: protein binding. Lineage: Eukaryota; Metazoa; Chordata; Mammalia; Afrosoricida; Chrysochloridae. The record is from RefSeq and is a predicted model, not a curated record.
AUGGAACCUGUAGAGACCUGGACCCCUGAGAAAGUGGCAGCUUGGCUAAGAGGCCUCGAUGAUUCCUUGCAGGACUAUCCCUUUGAGGACUGGAAGCUGCCUGGUAAGUAUCUGCUCCAGCUCUGCCCCCGGAACCUGGAGGCUCUGACCGUGUGGCCUCUGGGUCAUCAGGAGCUUAUCCUGGAUGGAGUGGAACAGCUCCGGGCUCUGAGCGCUGGACUACAGCUGGAGAACCUGCAAAGCCUGACAGAGAGGCUGCUGUCGGGAACCCAUGCUUUCCAGAGCUUAGCCCAAGGCCAUCUAGGGACCUGUGCCGAGACCCCUGCCGAAGUCCUCAGUGCAGCUGUGGAGCUGGUGCAUGAAGCUCGCACCCUCCUCUUCUGGCUCAACAGGUACCUCUUCUCCCACUUAAAUGACUUCUCAGCCUGCCAGGAGAUUGGAGAGUUGUGUGGAGAGCUGGGUCAGGCCUUGCAGGAGGAUUGCCCAGCAGCUGAGAAGGAGAGCCGAGUCCUGAGAAUUUGCAGCCACUUGGUGGGCAUCUGCCACAAUAUCCUGAACUGCAGCCCUGAAGAGCUGCUGGCACAGAGGGCCGUGCUAGAGCAGGUGCAGUUGGACGAGCCUUUGGGUCUGGAAAUUCACACGACCAGCAACUGUCUUCACUUUGUGUCUCGAGUUGGCCCCCAGGUCCCCUCCAACUCCCAACUGCAGAUCCUGCCUGGAGACGAAGUUGUCCAGAUCAAUGAUCAGGUGGUGGUGGGCUGGCCCCAUAAGAACGUGGUGAGAGAGCUGCUUCGGGAGCCAGGUGGGACCAGCCUAAUACUAAAGAAGGUCCCAGUGCCUGAGAACCCCCCACAGACUGCUCCUCAGGUCUUGGACACCUUGCAAUCACUGGCUCUGGGUCCACUGUCUCCCAGGGCCCAGUCAGAAGAAAUCUUUGCCUUUGACUUGACUUCAAGCACAAAUCCUGAGCCCACCCCUGCCUGGGCAGACUCUGCUUCCCUCGAUCCUGAACCCACGCCCAUCUCCCCUGUGUCCAUAGCCACAUUCUCAUCAGGGACAAUAGAGACUCUGAAACCCUCAGGACACCCUGACAAGAGUCCUGUCCCUGGUCGGAAGAAAUCAAAAGGUGUGGCGACACGGCUGAGCCGCCGGCGGGUGUCAUGCAGGGAGCUGGGCCAGCCUGACUGUGAUGGCUGGUUACUACUCCGCAAGGUGCCUAGCGGCUUCAUGGGCCCACGCUGGCGCCGCUGCUGGUUUGUGCUCAAGGGACAUACUCUCUACUGGUACCACCAGCCCCAGGAUGAGAAGGCCGAGGGUCUCAUCAAUGUCUCCAACUACAGCCUGGAAAGUGGACAGGAUCAGAAGAAAAAAUAUGUGUUCCAGCUCACCCACAGUGUGUACAAACCCUUCAUCUUUGCUGCUGAUACCCUGGCUGAUCUGAGCAUGUGGGUGCGUCAUCUCAUUACCUGUAUUUCCAAGUACCAUUCUCCAGGGCGGGCCACUGCAUCCCGAGAGGAAGAUUGCUACAGUGAGACUGAAGUAGAAGAUCCUGAUGAUGAAGCUGGGUCUCGCUCAGCUUCACCCAGCCCAGCCCAAACCUGGAGUCCCCUCCAUGGAGACACAGCACUGGCACCAAGCUCCACUCAGAGCAGCCCAAGAACUUCCUUUGGUCUUCCAACAGAUAGUAGUGAUGGGGCACUGGAAAGAAUGGUACAGGGGCUGAGGCAGGGUGGUGUGUCCCUUUUGGGCCAACCACAACCAGUCACCCAUGAGCAAUGGCGGAGCUCCUUCCUGCGGCGUAACCGAGAACCCCAUCUCAAUGAGAAGGCACACCGAGUACGGGUGUUACAGAGCACACUCAAGGCAAAGAUGCAGGAGCUACAGGUCCUGGAGGAAGUGCUUGGUGACCCAGAACUGACAGGAGAGAAGUACCGACGAUGGAAGGAACAGAAUCAGGAGCUGUACACAGAGGUCCUGGGGACCUGGAGCGGGAUGCAGGCUGAGGACAACUCUCAAGUCUUAACAUCUGACUCUGAAGAACAGUCCUCCUGUCCCCCACACUCUAACCCUGAGGAGCACUCCUAUCUCUGCCCUCUGUCCCUAAAGAACAGCCUCCAAUGUCCUGACCUCUGA